CCAUGUUUGCUACUUUUCUUUUCUUCAAGCUUUUAAUUAAAGUUUUUUUGGCUCUCCUAACCCAUUUCUAUGUCGUCAAAGGAAAUAGAAAAGAAGCAGCUAGGAUAGCUGAAGAGAUCUAUGGUGGAAUAUCAGGGUUCUCGUUCAAAAUAGACCGACGCUUUGUGAUUAGAAUACGCUAGAUGACUUUGAAGACAUUAGAUAACAGCAGUCUUAUCCAAGGAAAUAAGACCUCCAAAGACGAAGCAUCAGAAUGCUUCAAUUAACUGGGGAAAAUGAGAAGAAUGUUGACGUUUCAGGAAGUGUCAGAAGGCCCGCAGUGUGGAAAGAGGUUUCUUUUGGGGAUUACAUUUGUCACACAUUUCAGGGAGACUGCUGGGCUGAUCGAUCCCCACUUCAUGAAGCUGCAGCCCAGGGGCGCUUACUGGCCCUUAAAACGUUAAUUGCACAGGGUGUCAAUGUGAACCUCGUGACAAUUAACCGGGUCUCUUCCCUCCAUGAGGCGUGCCUUGGAGGUCAUGUUGCCUGUGCUAAAGCCUUAUUGGAAAAUGGUGCAAAGGUCAAUGCAGUGACGGUUCAUGGAGCCACACCCCUUUUCAGUGCUUGCUGCAGUGGCAGUGCUGCAUGUGUCAACCUGCUGCUGGAGUUCGGAGCCAAGGCCCAGCUCGAAGUGCACCUGGCUUCCCCCAUCCAUGAGGCAGUAAAGAGAGGUCAUAGAGAGUGCAUGGAGAUUCUGCUGGCAAAUAACGUGAAUAUUGAUCAGGAAGUGCCUCAGCUUGGAACUCCCCUGUAUGUGGCCUGCACCCACCAAAGGGUAGAUUGUGUGAAGACACUUCUAGAAUUAGGAGCCAGUGUUGACCACGGCCAAUGGCUGGACACCCCUCUCCAUGCUGCAGCGAAGCAGUCCAGUGUGGAAGUCAUCCACCUGCUGGUAGACUAUGGGGCUAACCUGAAGUGCAGAAAUGCUCAGGGAAAAAGUGCACUUGAUCUGGCGGCCCCGAAAAGCAGAGUGGAGCAGGCGCUCCUGCUCUGGGAAGGCCCACCUGCUCUUUCCCAGCUCUGUCGCCUGUGUAUCCGAAAGUGCUUGGGUCGAGCGUGUCAUCAAAGCAUCCAUAAGCUACAUCUACCGGAGCCACUGCAAAGAUUCCUCCUCUACCAGUAGUCCCAACUCUCCAUGGAAGGUCUUGGAAAUAAUCAGGUAGUUGCCUGCUGUACGCAGGGUACUUAAUGUAGAUGCCCAACAGCUAACAUCUCAGUAUCAUCAAAUGAGCUAAGCCAGUUAGAUUAAAUCCCUGAUGAAUCAGAAACAUGUAGGGAGUGGAAACUCGUGGUUAGUUUAAUGUUCUCAUUAACCAAGGGAUAAUCAGAAACCUUUCAUUUUUACCACUUGUUGUAUAAAGUUUUAAAAAACUAUGAAAUAGAGUGAAAAUAAUUAGCUAUUUUUGAAGUCUCAUGAUCUUUAAUUAUCUAAGGGUCAACAUUCUGAAUAUCAUGUAGAUACAUGUAAAUCAGGUUGAAUAAGAUUAUGAUGAAUGUGAAUAUUAUAAAAUGUGAUUUAAUUCCUCCCUCUUUCCCCCUUUCUUUCCUUCUAUGAAUAAAUCUCUGCUAUAAUUUUGA
Myotis daubentonii (Daubenton's bat) is the source of this 1617-nucleotide messenger RNA. RefSeq names its product ankyrin repeat and SOCS box containing 11 (gene ASB11). Gene Ontology annotation, biological process: positive regulation of protein catabolic process; intracellular signal transduction; protein ubiquitination. Gene Ontology annotation, molecular function: protein binding. NCBI's taxonomy places the organism in Eukaryota, Metazoa, Chordata, Mammalia, Chiroptera, Vespertilionidae. The record is from RefSeq and is a predicted model, not a curated record.